Messenger RNA from Sinocyclocheilus anshuiensis, 2721 nucleotides. It is a transcript of the gene map3k20a, whose product is annotated as mitogen-activated protein kinase kinase kinase 20a. Gene Ontology annotation, molecular function: protein binding; MAP kinase kinase kinase activity; ATP binding. Gene Ontology annotation, biological process: protein phosphorylation. The transcript has 19 exons. Lineage: Eukaryota; Metazoa; Chordata; Actinopteri; Cypriniformes; Cyprinidae. Gene Ontology annotation, cellular component: cytoplasm. The record is from RefSeq and is a predicted model, not a curated record. The coding region runs from base 191 to 2476 and encodes 761 amino acids.
CAGGGCUGAUGUCGGGCGGCUCUGAUCAGGAAGAAGUUGUUACACAUGAAAUCACCGGAGUGACCGGACACUGGAAAUAUCAGCCUGAGUCACAAGUUGAAGCAAGAUCUUGACCGUUGUCCAUCAGUCCCGGGAAGACUGACAGCAGAGGAGUGCGGGAGAGAAGCGUGUUUCGAAGUGCCAUUAUGCCAUGGCAUCUCUGGGCGCCUCCUUUGUGCAAAUCAAAUUCGAUGACAUCCUCUUCUACGAGAACUGCGGCGGCGGGAGUUUCGGGAGCGUGUAUCGCGCCCGCUGGCUCUCGCAGGACAAAGAGGUGGCGGUGAAAAAGCUUCUGAAGAUUGAAAAAGAGGCAGAGAUUUUAAGUGUUCUCAGUCAUCGAAACAUCAUCCAGUUUUAUGGAGCGGUUCUAGAAGCGCCCAACUAUGGAAUUGUUACAGAGUAUGCCAGCGGUGGAUCUCUCUUUGACUAUCUGUCCAGUGCCGAGAGUGAAGACAUCAGUAUGAAGCAGAUUAUGACCUGGGCAAUGGACAUUGCUAAAGGCAUGCAUUAUCUGCACGCUGAGGCCCCGUUUACAGUCAUUCACAGAGACCUCAAGUCCCGAAAUGUUGUGUUGACGGCAGAUGCAGUACCCAAGAUCUGUGAUUUCGGGGCGUCUAAGUUUCAUUCUCACACCACCCACAUGUCUCUGGUGGGCACGUUUCCCUGGAUGGCCCCUGAAGUCAUCCAGAGCCUUCCUGUGUCUGAGACCUGCGACGCGUACUCGUACGGGGUGGUCCUCUGGGAGAUGUUGACUCGUGAAGUUCCCUUCAAAGGUCUGGAGGGGUUGCAGGUGGCCUGGCUGGUGGUGGAGAAGAGCGAGAGGCUGACGAUUCCCAGUAGCUGCCCUGCCAGUUUCGCCUGUCUGAUGAGAAGCUGCUGGGUGACAGAACCGAAAGACAGGCCGCUGUUCAAACACAUCCUGUCCACGCUGGAGUCCAUGUGGAACGACAGUCACUUACCUGAUGAGUGCAACACUUUCCUGCACAAUAAAGCAGAGUGGAGGUGUGAGAUCGAGGCGACUCUAGAGCGUCUGAAGCGGCUGGAGAGAGAUCUGAGCACCAAAGAACAAGUGCUGAAAGAAAGAGAGAGACGGUUAAAGAUGUGGGAGAGAAAGCUCAUCGAGCAGUCCAACACACCGCUUCUCCCAAACCUGGCCAUCCACUCCUGGACAGAAGAACAUGUGCAAUUCUGGAUGGAGCAGAUUUUUCAAGGUGAUGGAGAGCUGCAGCAGUACGCCGACAUCUUCAAGCAGAAUCACAUCACAGGACAGAGGCUGCUUCUGCUGUCCGAGACGGACAUGAGAGAUCUGGGUGUGACAUCUAAAGGACACAUCAUACAUCUGAAGACUGAAAUUGAGAAACUUACCCACGACUACCUGAACCUGUUCCACUUUCCGCCGUUGAUAAAGGACUGCAAAUGGAAAAUGUACAUGGAGCUUGAUGGGGAUGAGGUGGCAAUAGCAUAUAUCAAAGAUGUGACCUUCAAUGCCAACAGACCAGAUGUAGAUAUAUUAAAGAUGACCAAGCCUCCGUUUGUGAUGGAUAAAUGGAUCGUCGGAAUAUCUGGCACACAAACCGUUGACUGCACAGUAAACUAUGAGAGUAACGUGAGAUCUCCUAAGUGCACGAGACAUGAGCACAGAGUGCAGUGGAGACCAGGCAGCGGGAGGGACGUGAUCAGACCUGUAGAGCUGGCCAUUGAGACGGCGCCAAACAUCAGGGAAGGUUACAACAGAAGCAGGUCCAACUCAGGCGUUAAUCCCAGAUGGAUUCACAGUCUGAGGAUGAAGCAGAUUAGAGAGCAUGCUGCCCCGGAGUCCACAGGCAAGAUGACCCUCCCUCAGUUCCUCUCCGUCAUCGGGAGCCAGUCAUCGUACGCCGCUGCUGUGAGGAGAUCGCCCAAUCGCAGCCCUCUCACUCCAUGGACAGACUCCCGGAGUUCCUCUCCCACCCUUUCUGUCAAACUCUCCACUAUCCAUCUGGGGUCAAAGGGCAGCAGCCCAUCCAGCACGACAUCUGAGAGCACCUCAGAGCGAGAGCGGCCCCCUAGUGCUGGAGCUAAACACAACUACAACAGAAAAACAUACUAUGACCACACGUUUAAAAUCACUGGAGGAGGAAGAGGAGAAGCAGAAGCCAGAAGAUUUAAUCAGAUAUCACAGAGAGGAUCCAGAGGCAUCCAACAUGCUGGACGGCAACGAAACUACAACUUUUGCAUAACGCCAUCUAACCACCAACGCCCAAUACCAGGGAUGUCAGUUGUCACUGAGGGGGUGAAGCAGAAAGGGGCAUCUGAAGAGGCCGGGUCUGGUGAUGGGGACUGGAUCAAAGUAGAAAGAAAGAAAUCUAAUAAACAGGAACAUAAGCAUCAGGAAGUGAGGCAGACCAGAGGCCGGCCACGCAGAGGAGGGAGAGGUGGUGGGCGUGGCCGAAGUUGAGCGUUUGUAAAGCGUUAGGCUGAUAGAAGGGGUUGGUAAUGAAUCACGUUUGAUCUACUGUAAGGGCUGGAGAGCUGGUUUGUAACCAAAGCACUUAACCCCAGUUGUUCUUAGGGGAUUGUUGGUGUACUGUAAGCAGUGGCGCAAAAAGGGGGUAUGCCGUAUAUGCAGUGCAUAGGGGCGCCGCACGGAGAGGCCAAAAUCAUUCUGUGAAAAUCUUCUUUAAUAAAAUGUUAUAAAUAAUC